UGAAAAUUACUUUCGGAAUUGUAUUGUGUUUGGCUCUUGCUAUGUCAAGCGCCUUCAGAAUUAGACAAGGAAAUGUCGCUGCUGAUAUUGGAGCUGGUGUUGCAGCUACUAACCAAGCCAUCACUGAUAGUGAAGAAUUCUUCAACGAUGCUGUCCACGGCGCUCAAGCUACUAUGGAGAACUUUGCUGGACAAGCUAUGAACAAUGCAGGAGCCCUCGCUGGUAUGAUGACUGGUGGAGUCCCCACUGGUGGAGCUCCCGCUGCUGGAGCCAGACUUCAGCAGUCUGCUGCUGAUGCUGCCAACGUUGCCACUGCUGAUGCUAGCACUCUCGCCACCGAUGCUACUACCGUUGCCACUGAUGCUGCCAACGUAGCUGCCGAUCUCGGGUCCCAGUGGGUCAACACAGCUACCAACUUCCUAGGAGGACUAGCCGGUACCAACGGUGGUGCAAGACUCCAACAAGGAAACCUCGCUAAUGACAUUAACGCUUUGAGCCAAGCCGCUCUCGGUGCUCUUCAUGAUACUAAUCAAGCUUUUGAUGAUGCUCUCGACCAGAGUGAAAUGAUUGCUAACAACGUUAUUUCAACCUCCGAGCAAGCUUUCGGAGCUAAUGGAGCUACCGUUGCUAACCCAGACAGACUCCAACAGGUUGACCCAGCAACUCUCACUCAAGAUGCCACUGAUCUUUCUAAUGACGCAGCUGCCGCAGCUAACGCUGGAAUCCAAACUUUCAACGACAUUGCCCAACAAGGACUCCAAGCCUUUAGCGGAUUUAUGGGAGGAGCUGCAGCACCAGCCGCCGCACCAGCAGCCAGAAGACUUCAGAGAUCCAACUAAGUUGCAAGUUCGAAGUAACGAUUUCUUAAGGAAACUUG
Moneuplotes crassus is the source of this 877-nucleotide messenger RNA. Lineage: Eukaryota; Ciliophora; Spirotrichea; Euplotida; Euplotidae. The record is from the annotation of a GenBank genome assembly.